Molecule: messenger RNA, 2337 nt
Organism: Dermatophagoides farinae (American house dust mite)
Lineage: Eukaryota; Metazoa; Arthropoda; Arachnida; Sarcoptiformes; Pyroglyphidae
Biological process (GO): regulation of transcription by RNA polymerase II
Cellular component (GO): nucleus
Molecular function (GO): RNA polymerase II cis-regulatory region sequence-specific DNA binding; DNA-binding transcription factor activity, RNA polymerase II-specific
Source: RefSeq, a predicted model, not a curated record
GCACAAACUCGGUGUAAAGUUUUUUUUUUUUUUUUGAUUACAAUUGGCCAUAACUUUGAGACUAUCAUCAGGAAAUAUUAUAUCCUCGUUGAUCUAAAGAUAGAUGGAUUCAUUUACCUAAGAUAAUAUGUCGUAUCUAACAUAAUGUUAUGUCAUGAUGAUUUGAAUGAUAACUAGACGAAUAUUGAAUCAGCAUUUAUUAUAUGGAAGCUGUUGGCAAUCUAUCAUCAGAAGAUUAUAUGCAGGAAUUAGCCAAUAUUGAUUUGAAUGCAUUCGAAGAACCAUCAACAAAUAUCCAUAAACUAUCAGUAGUGAAUAAAAUGGAUCAACAUUUAGGCAAUGUAUUAGCAUGUGUUAAUCAAACAUCAAUGUCACAGACAUCGUGCAAUAAUAUGGUCAACGGGAAUAGUAUGGUACAUAAUAAUAUUCACAAUAAUUUAAAUGAUCAUCAUAAACAUUCGCAACUAACAACAAUGAAUUCGACCGAUAAUUCUUUGAACACCACCACACCAAUGCGACAUUCACCUAUUGAAACGGCAUCAGCAUUCACAUCCAUUUCCAGUUCGAAUAUGGCCACACCGAUUAUCACUCCAGCAAUGAUUGAUCCAAGCAAUAGGAUGAGUUUUGUUGAAGAAAGCCACAAUAUGCCAUGGCUUGCAUUUAGGAGCAACAAUGGACUUCUAAGUGGUGCACCAGAUGGUCCAUUAGAUUUACGGGGUCAAACAGGAUCAGAGAUAGAUUCAAGUUGGAUGUCGUCAUCAAUGAAACGAGACUAUUUGGACAUUUCAGCACACAAUAGUUACAUGAAUCCAAUGGCUAAUGGGGUGCACAAUCGGCUUGUUCACAGUAACAAUAUUUUCAUGAAUGGUGGUGGAAUGAGCUCGAUUGAUUCAAAUCCGAUUCAUGGCGAUACAGCACCACCGGGAAAUCAACUAGCAGGCACACAUCCAUCACAUCUGACAGCACAUCAUCAUAGUUCACAUGAUUUGCACAUCUUACAAAAUGGUAACACAUUAUCAGGUCAUGGCCAUGGUGUUCAAUCAUUGAAUCAUUCACCACAAAGUACAGCGGCAAUGCAUACAAUGAUGCAUUCACAUCCACACAUGAAUGAUAAUGCUAAUACAUAUCCGUAUCCGAUUAGCCACCACCACCAUCAUCAUCAUCAUUUGAUGUCUGGAUCAGCAGCAGCGAAUACCAAUAACAAUACUGGCAAUAAUCAAUUUUCCAUCAAUAGUGACCAUCAAAAUAGUAAUCGUCAUUUAGUGUCAACAAAAAUUAACAAUGAAACGACCACAACGCAUCAUAAUCAUCAUAAUCAUCACCAUACCAAAAGCAUUAGUAACGGAAGCAAUAGUAAUAAUAGCAAUAGUAGCGCUAGUAGUAAUGAUAGUCGAACCAGUAAUGAUUCGAGUCAAAGUAGUGAAUCUAAUGUUAGCAAUGAAUUCAAUACAUCAACAAGUAAUAAUAGCUCUAUUAGAUCAACAAAUUGUGAUAUUGAUGAUACUCAACUUAUACAUCUAUCGGUACGUGAGCUUAACAAAAAAUUGAAUGGACUAACCAAAGAAGCUAUCGGUAAAGUAAAAGCCAAAAGACGAACAUUGAAAAAUCGUGGCUAUGCACAAAAUUGUCGCACAAAACGUAUGGAACAACGUAGAAAUCUUGAGGAUCAACUUAAAGAUCUUAUUGCCGAGAAGCAAACAUUACAGAUGAGAUUGAAUUCAUGCCAAAUGGAAAAUGUUACCUUACGAGAAGAGAAUAAGAAUUUAAGCCAAAAAAUUAAAUAUUGUGCGCAAUAUCAUCCACAUUUAAAUGAUACAAUAGCACAUCAUUUAAAUGCCCAUCAUCAUUAUUCAUCACAUGAAUCAUCACAUCAUCAUCAAUCGGUUGGACAGCAAGUGGUUAGCACUACAUCGGGAACACCAAAUUCUAAUGAAGCUCAUCAUGAAUGUUCAAGUUCAUCAAGCGGUAAUACAACACCAAAUUCUUCAAUCCUUUAUGAUUAUAAUGGCUAAAUCUUCAUCUAUCAUUAUUAUUGAUUUUCAGUCUAAAUACAAUUUGAUGGAUAUCGAUUCAGUCGAAAAAAAAACAAUGCCCACCACAGAUUACAGAAAAACCAAACAAUAAUUCAUCCAAUCCAUCAAAUGAUAAAACAAAACACGGUCAAAUCUGAAACAAUAUUGACGUUUGAUCUCUCUCUUUCUCUUCUCUUUUGUCUCUAUCUUUCUCUAGCUUUAAAAAAAGGCUUGAAACAAAAAAAAAUUUCCUUUUUGAUUAUCCAUUGUUCUUGGUGUAUUAUAAAUAUAAUAGGCAGCCAUAAGAAUUUUCUUUAUUUGUUUU